GUCUGCGCCACGGGGCUGCCCCGAACAAAGAUGGCGCGGCCAGCCUCCAUGCGGGCAGACUGCUGCGAGGAGCCGAGCCCACGGCGGGCAGCCUAGGCAGUGGAGACGGCGCGGCGCGGAGCAUGGAGGAGUGCGGCAGCGCGGGUAGCGUCGGCAGCGACAGCAGCACCAGUGGCAGUGGCGGGGCGCAGCAAAGAGAGCUGGAGCGCAUGGCUGAGGUCCUGGUCACCGGGGAGCAGCUGCGGCUGAGGCUGCAUGAAGAAAAGGUUAUUAAAGAUAGACGACAUCAUCUCAAGACCUACCCAAACUGUUUUGUUGCCAAAGAACUGAUUGACUGGCUGAUUGAGCACAAAGAAGCCUCCGACAGAGAGACGGCAAUUAAGCUCAUGCAGAAAUUGGCUGACCGUGGCAUUAUUCAUCACGUGUGUGAUGAGCAUAAGGAAUUCAAGGAUGUCAAACUCUUCUACCGCUUUAGAAAAGAUGAUGGGACCUUCCCACUGGACAACGAGGUGAAGGCCUUCAUGAGAGGACAGAGACUGUAUGAGAAGUUGAUGAGCCCGGAAAAUACACUGCUGCAGCCCAGGGAAGAGGAGGGGGUCAAGUAUGAACGCACCUUCAUGGCGUCUGAAUUCCUGGACUGGCUGGUUCAGGAAGGUGAAGCUACAACAAGAAAAGAGGCAGAGCAGCUCUGCCACCGGCUCAUGGAGCAUGGCAUCAUACAGCAUGUGUCCAACAAGCACCCAUUUGUGGACAGCAAUCUUCUCUACCAGUUCAGAAUGAACUUCCGUCGGAGGCGAAGAUUGAUGGAGCUGCUCAAUGAGAAGUCCCCCUCAUCCCAGGACACGCAUGACAGUCCUUUCUGCCUGAGAAAGCAGAGCCAUGACAACCGGAAAUCUACCAGCUUUAUGUCAGUCAGCCCCAGCAAAGAGAUCAAGAUUGCGUCGGCCAUGCGGAGGAGCAGUAUGAGCAGCUGUGGCAGCAGUGGCUACUUCAGCAGCAGUCCCACACUCAGCAGCAGCCCCCCUGUACUCUGCAACCCCAAGUCUGUGCUGAAGCGACCCGUCACUUCGGAAGAACUCCUGACCCCUGGGGCUCCAUACGCCAGGAAGACGUUCACGAUUGUUGGGGACGCUGUUGGCUGGGGCUUUGUGGUGAGAGGAAGCAAGCCGUGCCACAUCCAAGCCGUGGACCCCAGUGGCCCUGCCGCAGCAGCAGGAAUGAAGGUCUGCCAGUUUGUCGUCUCUGUCAACGGACUCAAUGUGCUACACGUAGACUACCGGACCGUGAGCAAUCUAAUACUGACGGGCCCACGGACGAUUGUCAUGGAAGUUAUGGAGGAGUUAGAGUGCUGAGUGGCUCUUCCUCCAAGCCCUGCAGAGGCCUGUGGCUGACCAAAGCCAGAAGGAUGCGAGCGGUGCACAUGCAAGACUUCCGUGGGAAAGGAUGGCUUUGGACAUACAAAUCUUUUCUCUGUACAUACUCAUCUUGAGUUGAGCUUCAUACACUGAGUGUGGAAGAAUCGGGUAACAUGUCUUUCAAAACAAGUGUCAGUGUAGAAGACAUUUGGGAAAUAGAGGUUUCCUACAAAAUUGCCUUACUAGAUUUCUAUUUGUAAUUCUUGUUCAUUGUUUUUAAUCAUAGUUUGCGGAAGGUUGUUGACAUGCUUCUCUGGCCAAAACUACAGCAUGCUAAAAUUCUUUUUAUAACUGUCAAUGGAGUAAUUUUUCAGACUUUUAGUGGUACUUUGACCAAAAUUAGCAUGGAACUGUUUGAAAGCAGAUCUGAAAAAGCUCACCAAGCUACAAAUUAAAGCAAUAUUCAAGGGAGUGUGAUUUGUUAACUAGCAUUUUAAAGAAGGUUCUAAAUCAAAUGGUUUUCUUAACUGUUACCUUUAGAACCGGCUUUUAACAUGUUUCAAUCAUGGCGUUAGCUAGGAAACAAAACACAAGAGUACCAUGUGCCAUGGAUGCAGACAAACAGGGAGAUGAUACUUAAAACUGUUUAGCCCAUUUUUUUUCUUUUUGAAUUACAGUGUUUUGUGCUGUAAAUCAGCCAUAGCAGCUUUCUAGAGUGAAUCUCUAAUAUAUUGAAUGUGAAAACAGAGCAGACUGUAUAUAUACAUAGACAAAAUUUGAAGUGAUCAUUCUGGCAAGAUUUCAUUUUGGAAGUGUCCAUUUUUGAAAGAAGUAUUUCAGAACUUGGCCCAUCACCUGUGAUGAAACUUGAAACUCCAUCUUCAUCUGGGUUUUUACUAAUGUUGUAAUAUAGCGUAUUUGACGGACAUGACAUGCUGCUUUUGGGGUGGGGGGGAGACUAUUUUUUGCCAAAAUCAUUAUUUUAUUAUAUAAAUUUCAUCUCGCGUGUAUAUAUGCAUGUUUCUCUUUUUGUCUAGAAAAGAGUGCAUUUGGGGGCUUGAUAGAGAGGAAAUUCCUCAACGUGCCAAACUGGGGAGACAGGAAAUGCUAAGUCUCUUCAUUUCACAUCAUGAAUUUUGAAUGAUGACGUUACUUAUCAUGCAUUAAUAACUAACACAUGAAUGUUUUAGCUUGGCCGUUUCUUUGUGAUGGGUUAUCUAUCAAAUGUCUUGGUGGAAGGGACAUACCAUGCUAAAGGUAGAUGUCAUAUACCAUGCUAUAAGAUGUCAUACUUAUGUAGUUGGUUCUGGAAAUCAAUCUUUCCUGCUCUGUCACAUUAGUCAAAAAAUAGGAUUUUGAAGUAAUAGUAACCAAUAGUAAUUCUGUUGUGCUACAUGUGGACAAAUUGUUGCUUCUAUGUUAUGUGCAUUGAUACUGUAUGCCAGGCUCUGCACCAUCCAUUUAAGGUGUAUGAUCUUUAUUAUUCCUCAUCACAAACCAGCAGCAUGGCUCCUGACAGUCACAUUAUUCAGAUGUCUGAGAAAGAUGAAAAAUGUUCAUGAAGUCCACCCAGCUACUGGAAUGGCUACGUGAUAUAGCCUGAGCUCAGACAAGGGCUUGUUUAAAAAGCCCUGCUACCCCCUCCCCAAUCCUGCCCACUGGGGAACCUUAUAUUGAGAACUUAUUACAUGAUAGAUGCUGUGGGACUUUAUGGCAUUUAUCUGAAUUAACCUGUGAGGUCAGCGUUGAUUGCCCCCAUUUUAGAAAUGCAGAAACUAAUUCCUGAAGAGGCUAGUCCUGUGCCCAACACCACACACUGGGCAAGCAGAUCACCGUUUCUUCCUUGUGAAACAUUUUAGUAGCAUCUUUAAAAUAUAAGCUUAAGUUCUGCCUGCUGAUACUCCUUGGCAAAAGAAGGAAGGAAUGUCAAGAAAUGAAAUCUUGCCUACUACUUCCAUUUUCUGCUCACAGCCUCAUACCCAUUGCCUUAGAGCCUGGCAUCUGUAACUUCCCUUUAGCCAUCCCAGGUACUGGAGAAUUCUGUCUCCUAAUGGAUUCUACAAAGGCUCCUCCUGAUCACAAGGAAAACAGGCAGGCAGGGAGGGAGCAGUUUCCCAUCACCCUCAGUUUAAAGGCCAGUGCCAAAGAACCUCUUAAGGCCAUCAUCAGAGCUCCACCUCCACCCUGCCCUUGACAUCUCACAGAGCAAUGGACACCAACACUCUCACUUCCCUAGGCACCCCACCUUCUCUCCGGCCUGAUUGCUCCCCAAGAUGUUCCUCCUGUUCUGCCUUCCCCAGAAGAUUCUUUCUUAGAUCUCUGUGGAUGUUGUCUCCAUCGAGAAGCUUGUAUGAGUUCUCUAAAUCUGGCGUUAAUGCCCCUUCUCUAAAUUCCCUUGGGCUGUUAUCCCUCACCCUGCCCCUUGUGACUCUGAUGACAUUUACUUAGAAAAAAUUCUGUUACAUGUCUGUCUCCCUAACCACACUGUAAGCACAUGCAGAAUAGCAACUGUGUCUUGCUUGGUAUCAAGGUUGUUCCCUUCAUCUAGCAUAGUUUUGACACAGAGCAGUGUGUCAGUUGUCUGUUGUUGUCUAACAGACCACCCCAUAUCAUAACUACUGCAGCAUUACUUACUUGCUCAUGGUUCUAUGGCGAGAACUGGGCAGAACUAUUGAUGUAGCCCAUCAGUGUUCUGCAGGGGCCGACAGGUUUACCCAGUGAGCACCUGGAGAGGCUGGUUCAUUUUGGAUAGCUUCAUGCAUGUCUUGAGGUUGGUGGGAGGUGUCAUCCAGUAAGCUUCAGUACCAUAUGGCUUUUCUCCUUGGCUAGUACAGACUGAGAUCAAAAAGGCUGAGGAUGGAAACUCUGAGACUUGCUUGAAAAUAAUACAAUGUACCCUUCAAAACAAGUUACAAAGCUAGCUAAAGGGGUGGAGAAACAGAUACCACCUUUUGAUGGGAGAAGCUUUAAAUAAUUUGUGGCCAGUUUUCAUCCUCAAGGAUCAGUACCCACUAUUUGUUGGAUAAAAACUCAAGAGAUGACCUGGAUGUUGAAAGCUUUGGGUUUUCCUACAUAGUUACAAACAACUGGGCAGAUGUGGAGUAUUAAGUUAGGAAUUUAAAAAGUCAUUCAGUCAGAAAAUUCUAUGAUACUGUUUGCUACCUUUGGCCAUCUGGAACACAAGUUAGUUUUGUUGUUUGAUUAAUGAGGAAACUGAGCUGUGACUUGUCCAUGUAGCACACCCAACCUCAUGAGGGAGGCACGUUGGGUUAGAACGUGGUCAAACCAUGCUUCCCACUUCCCAGACCUAUAGUCUGUGCAGUAGAGCCCUCUCCGGUGGAAGAUAAUGCAGCCAAAAUAGGCCUUUAUCUUGAAGGUAUCCGCAAGCUGAAAGUAGUGCUGUGCACCGGUGAAGGUAAUGAAAAGUGCUUUAACAUCCCAAGUCUUUGGAUCUUAAAUUAUAUCAUAAAAAGAAACAUAUUGUGUGGGACAUUUCCAUAGUGUCCUACUUUAAAAUUUAAAAAUCUAACUAUCACCAGAAGCAAUCAUAAAUUAAUCAUUAGCAGUGUUUGUAAGAAUCUUUAUUUCAUAUGUGUAUGUCUAUGAUUAUAAUCUCAAAGAGGAAAGUUUGUAAUAUCUGAGGUCUCCCUUUUCGGUAAAACUUUGAAAUGUCUUUCUUUGAGUCUUUAUAAAACACUUUUGAAUUUUAGGUGUUUGUGGGUUGUAUUUGUGUUGCUGUAAUGGAGAUGACAGUCAAUUUUUAGUCAUUAGUACAGAAUGUUCAAAUUUGAAAGCCAUAUUCUGUUGUAGAGAGAGAAAAAUGCAGUUGGCUUUGGGUUGGUUUUAUUGUCUCUUUUAGAAUUGUGCAAGUUAAUAAAGGAACUAGUUAAGAAUUGGUGAAUAAUGUGAAGAAAACAACUAUCUUUACACUGUAUGGAUAGAAUCAACUUCACAGAAUUGUAUGAAAAUUGGCUGCAUUGGAAGGAACAGGGAUGAAUAUUAAAAAUCCAAUUCUUUCAGUUGGAGCCUUACUUUUCCAAAUACUUAUACUUUCAAAUAUGUUUAGAAAAUAAUCCGCUUUUAAAACCUGUCUUACACUGAUGAUAUGAACUCUCCUGUGAGUAUUAAUCCUAUUCUAGUUGGAUUAUAAAUGAGCUCAAUAACUCAAGGACAUUUUACUAAUCGGUUGAAAUCUGUUGUCAAUGACUAUCAUUGCCCUCAUUUAAGGCACAUUUCAAGUAAAAUGUGUUUUUCUUCUAUUGAAUACCAAAAGGAUAAAGCUUCAUGUAUCAAAAUAAAGUUCAUCAUCAAAGACAAAACAUGGUAUUGUCAAAUGUGCUAAUAUAUAUCUUUAUUAUUAAAUUAAGUCGCGGUGUAUUUGCUUUCUUUAUUACAAACUGUAAAGUUAUGUGAAAACAUAUAGGAGUAUAGCAUUAAAAGAUACACUAAAAGAAACGAUGACUAAUUUAUCAUAAUCUGACUCAUUUCUAAUUCCAUGAGAGAGCCAAAAGUGCCAUUUGUAAAUCUAUUUAAUGAUGAAUGUUUUCUGAAGGCCUUUUGUCAAGAAAAAAAAAAGUGUGCAUUAAAAAGCUUUUUCUGUAUUACUUCUGAUUCAGAAUCACUUCCUUCCUACACAAGUCAGUAUGGAUGGGCAUUCUAGAAUAUUCUAUCUACAUGGUAGUGGUAGAAAUAUUCUACCACUCUGGGAGAAUUUUAUUUUUUGUUUUAAUUUUCAACAAACAGAGAUUAGAAUUUGAGUAUAAAAGGAGUUCUUUUCUGAA
This is a messenger RNA of Ochotona curzoniae (black-lipped pika), 6136 nucleotides long. RefSeq names its product DEP domain containing MTOR interacting protein (gene DEPTOR). The transcript has 9 exons. Gene Ontology annotation, biological process: intracellular signal transduction; negative regulation of TOR signaling. The record is from RefSeq and is a predicted model, not a curated record. NCBI's taxonomy places the organism in Eukaryota, Metazoa, Chordata, Mammalia, Lagomorpha, Ochotonidae. Gene Ontology annotation, molecular function: protein binding. Bases 123 to 1352 code for a protein of 409 amino acids.